AUGAAGGCCUCCGUCUACCUCGCGUCCCUGCUGGCGACGCUGUCGCUGGCGGCGCCGGUCAAGGAGCUGCAGCAGCGGGCGGAGCCGACGGACCUGCCUCGCCUGAUUGUGUACUUCCAGACGACGCACGACAGCAGCGGGCAGCCCAUCUCGAUGCUGCCGCUCAUCACGGAGAAGGGCAUCGCGCUGACGCACCUGAUUGUGUGCUCGCUGCACAUCAACCAGGGCGGCGAGGUGCACCUCAACGACUACCCGCCGGACGACCCGCACUUCUACACGCUCUGGAACGAGACCAUCAGCAUGAAGCAGGCGGGCGUGACGGUCAUGGGCAUGGUGGGCGGCGCGGCGCCGGGGUCCUUCAACUCGCAGACGCUGGACUCGACCGACGACGCCACGUUUGAGCACUACUACGGGCAGCUGCACGACGUGAUUGUCAACUUCCAGCUGCAGGGCAUGGACCUGGACGUCGAGCAGCCGAUGAGCCAGGCGGGCAUCGCGCGGCUCGUCGCGCGGCUGAGGGCCGACUUUGGGCCCGACUUCCUCAUCACGCUGGCGCCCGUCGCGUCGGCGCUCGAGAACAGCGGCAACCUGUCGGGCUUCGACUACAACACGCUGCAGCAGGCGCAGGGGGCCGACAUCGACUGGUACAACACGCAGUUCUACAGCGGCUUCGGCAGCAUGGCGGACACGGGCGACUACGACCGCAUCGUGGCCAACGGCUUCUCGCCCGCGACGGUGGUGGCGGGCCAGCUGACGGCGCCGGACGGCGCGGGGUGGAUCCCGACGAGCAACCUCAACACGACCAUCAUCUCGCUGGUGCAGGAGUACGGGCAGAUUGGCGGCGUCAUGGGCUGGGAGUACUUCAACAGCCUGCCGGGGGGCACGGCGGAGCCGUGGGAGUGGGCGCAGAUUGUGACGGAGAUCUUGCGGCCGGGGUUGGUGCCGGAGCUGAAGAUUACGGACGAGGACGCGGCGAGGCUGUCGGAUGCGUAUGAGGAGAGUGUCAAGGCGGGCAAUGGUGGUGCUGGUGCUGCGGACAAGAGCUUUGUGAAGAAGCCUGCGGUGAACUACUAUGCCAUGGUGAAUGCUUAG
Molecule: messenger RNA, 1092 nt
Organism: Trichoderma citrinoviride
Lineage: Eukaryota; Fungi; Ascomycota; Sordariomycetes; Hypocreales; Hypocreaceae
Product: glycoside hydrolase family 18 protein
Exons: 1
Coding region: 1-1092 (363 amino acids)
Biological process (GO): carbohydrate metabolic process
Source: RefSeq, a predicted model, not a curated record